CGUGGCCCCCUACUUCAAGAUGGAGCCGGUGCGGACGCAGGUGCACCUGGAGGGGAACCGCCUGGUGCUGACCUGCAUGGCCGAGGGCAGCUGGCCGCUGGAGUUCAAGUGGCUCCACGACGGCCGCGAGCUGACCAAGUUCUCGCUGGAGUACAGGUACAUGAUUGCCAGCCUGGACCGCACCCACGCUGGCUUCUACCGCUGCAUCGUGCGGAACCGCAUGGGGGCGCUGCUGCAGCGGCAGACGGAGGUGCAGGUGGCCUACAUGGGGAGCUUUGAGGACAGCGAGAAGCGGCAGACCGUGACGCACGGAGAGGCGGCGGUCAUCCACGCCCCCCGCAUCGCCAGCUUCCCCCGCCCGCAGGUCACUUGGUUCCGGGACGGUCGCAAGAUCCCACCCAGCAGCCGCAUAGCCAUCACCCUGGGCAACACGCUGGUCAUCCUGUCCACGGUGGCGCCCGACGCCGGCCGCUACUACGUCCAGGCGGUGAACGACAAGAAUGGAGACAACAAGACCAGUCAGACCAUCGCCCUCACGGUGCAGAAUGUCGGGGGGCCCGCGGACCCCAUUGCGCCCACCAUCAUCAUCCCGCCCAGGAACACCAGCGUGGUGGCCGGGACGUCGGAGGUGACCUUGGAGUGUGUGGCCAACGCCAGGCCCCUCGUCAAGCUGCAGCUGCUCUGGAGGAAGGACGGGCAGGUGCUGAGCGGCGGGGUCAGCGACUUCGGCCGCCGCCUCACCAUCCCCAGCCCCACGGGCGGCGACGCCGGCUACUACGAGUGCGAGGCCGUCCUGCGCAGCAGCAGUGUCCCCUCGGCCGUGCGGGGGGCCUACCUCUCGGUGCUGGAGCCGCCGCAGUUCACCAGGGAGCCCGAGAGACACAUCAGCGCCGAGAUGGAGAAGGUGGUGGACAUCCCCUGCCGGGCCAAAGGCGUGCCCCCGCCCUCCAUCGUCUGGUACAAGGACGCGGUGGCCGUGGAGGUGGGCGGGCCGGGCCGCUUCCGGCAGCGGGCGGACGGGAGCCUGCAGGUCAGCGGGCUGGUCCCCGACGACACGGGCAUGUUCCAGUGCUUCGCGCGCAACGCGGCCGGCGAGGCCCAGACGUCCACCUACCUGGGGGUCACCAGCAUCGCGCCCAACAUCACCCGGGGGCCCCUGGACAGCACGGUCAUCGACGGCGUGUCCGUGGUGCUGGCCUGUGAGACCUCCGGCGCGCCCCGGCCGGCCAUCACCUGGCAGAGGGGGGAGCGUGUCCUGGCCAGCGGGUCUGUGCAGCUGCCGCGCUUCACGCUGCUGGAGUCCGGGGGGCUCCUCAUCAGCCCCGCCCGCCUCGCCGACGCCGGCGCCUACACCUGCCUGGCCACCAACUCGCGCGGCGUGGACGAGGCCUCAGCCGAGCUGGUGGUGUGGGCCCGGACCCGCAUCACCAGGCCCCCCCAGGACCAGAGCGUCAUCAAGGGCACCCAGGCCUCCAUGGUGUGCGGCGUGACCCAUGACCCCCGGGUGACCGUCAGGUACGUGUGGGAGAAGGACGGGGCCUCGCUGGGCACGGACACGCCCCGGAUCCGCCUGGACAGGAACGGCUCUCUGCACAUCUCCCAGACCUGGUCGGGCGACAUCGGCACCUACAGCUGCCGCGUGCUGUCCGCGGGGGGCAACGACUCCCGCAGCGCCCACCUGCGGGUCAGACAACUGCCCCACGCCCCCGAGCACCCGGUGGCGACCCUGAGCCCCACGGAGAGACGCGCCAUCAACCUGACGUGGGCGCGGCCCUUCGACGGCAACAGCCCGCUGCUGCGCUACGUGCUGGAGAUGUCGGAGAACAAUGCCCCCUGGACGGUGCUCCUGUCCAGUGUCGACCCAGAGGCGACCUCGGUGCUGGUCAAGGGCCUGGUUCCAGCGCGCUCCUACCAGUUCCGCCUCUGUGCGGUCAACGACGUGGGGAAGGGACAGUUCAGCAAGGACACGGAGAGGGUCUCCCUCCCCGAGGAACCCCCCACGGCCCCGCCCCAGAAUGUCAUCGCCAGCGGCCGCACCAACCAGUCCAUCAUGAUCCAGUGGCAGCCGCCGCCAGAGGGUCACCAGAACGGCCUCCUCAAGGGCUACAUCAUCAGGUACUGCCUGGCCGGCCUGCCCGUGGGGUACCAAUUCAAGAACAUCACGGACCCCGACGUGACCAACCUGCUCCUGGAGGACCUCAUCAUCUGGACCAACUACGAGAUUGAGGUGGCCGCCUACAACAGCGCGGGGCUGGGCACCUACAGCAGCAAAGUGACCGAGUGGACCCUGCAGGGAGUGCCCACCGUCCCCCCGGGCAACGUCCACACGGAGGCCACCAACUCCACGGCCAUCCGCUUCACGUGGAGCGCGCCCAGCCCCCAGUUCAUCAACGGCAUCAACCAGGGCUACAAGCUGAUGGCCUGGGAGCCCGCGCAGGAGGAGGAGGUGACCCUGGUGACCGCCCGGCCCAACUUCCAGGACACCAUCCACGUGGGCUUCGUGUCGGGCCUGAAGAAGUUCACGGAGUACUUCACGUCCGUGCUGUGCUUCACCACCCCGGGGGACGGGCCCCGAAGCACCCCCCAGCUGGUGCGCACCCACGAGGACGUGCCGGGUCCUGUGGGGCACCUGAGCUUCAGCGAGAUCCUGGACACGUCGCUCAAGGUCAGCUGGCAGGAGCCGGGCGAGAAGAACGGGGUCCUCACAGGGUACCGCAUCUCCUGGGAGGAGUUCAACCGUACCAACACGCGCGUCACCCACUACCUGCCGAGCGCCACGCUGGCCUACCGCGUCACCGGGCUCACGGCCCUCACCACCUACUCCAUCGAGGUGGCCGCCAUGACCGCCAAGGGCCAGGGCCACGUGUCCGCCUCCACCAUCUCCUCGGGGGUGCCGCCAGAGCUCCCCGGGGCGCCCACCAACCUGGGCAUCUCCAACAUCGGGCCCCGCUCGGUCACCUUGCAGUUCCGGCCGGGCUACGACGGGAAGACGUCCAUCUCCCGCUGGCUGGUGGAGGCCCAGGUGGGCGCGGUGGGGGAGGGCGAGGACUGGCUGCCCGUGCACCAGCUGGCCGGCGCGCCCGACGCCCGCUCCAUGGAGGUGCCCGACCUCAACCCCUUCACCUACUACAGCUUCCGCAUGCGCCAGGUCAACAUCGUGGGCACCAGCCCGCCCAGCCAGCCUUCUAGAAAGAUCCAGACGCUCCAGGCCCCGCCGGACAUGGCCCCGGGCAACGUGACGCUGCGCACGGCCAGCGAGACCAGCCUGUGGCUCCGCUGGGUGCCCCUCCCCGAGCGGGAGUACAACGGGAACCCCGAGUCGGUGGGCUACAAGAUCAAGUACAGCCGGGCGGACGGGCGCGGGCGGACGCUGAGCCACGUGGUGGCCGACCGCGCCGAGCGCGAGUUCACCAUCGAGGACCUGGAGGAGUGGACGGAGUACCGCGUGCAGGUGCAGGCCCUCAACGCCAUGGGCAGCGGGCCCUGGAGCCCCGCCCUGCUGGCCCGGACCCGCGAGUCAGUGCCGUCGUCCGGCCCCACCAACGUGUCCGCGCUGGCCACCACGUCCAGCAGCAUGCUGGUCCGCUGGAGCCAGAUCCCCGAGGCCGACCGCAACGGGCUGGUGCUGGGGUACAAGGUGGUGUACCGGGAGAAGGACUCGGAGGCGCCCGCCCGCUUCUGGCUGGUGGAGGGCAACGCGUCGCGCAGCGCCCAGCUCGUGGGCCUGGGCAAGUACGUGCUGUACGAGGUGCGCGUGCUGGCCUUCACGCGCGUGGGCGACGGCAGCCCCAGCCACCCGCCCGUGCUGGAGCGCACGCUGGACGACGUGCCCGGCCCCCCCGUGGGCAUCCUCUUCCCGGAAGUGAGGACCACCUCGGUGCGGCUGAUCUGGCAGCCCCCCGCCGCCCCCAAUGGCAUCAUUCUGGCCUACCAGCUUACCCACCGCCUCAACGCCACCGCGGCCAGCGCGGCAGCCGUGGAGGUGCUGGCCCCCAGCGCCCGCCAGUACACGGCCACCGGCCUCAAGCCCGAGUCCGUCUACCUGUUCCGCAUCACGGCGCAGACCCGCAAGGGCUGGGGGGAGGCGGCCGAGGCCCUGGUGGUGACCACGGAGAAGAGAGUGCGCCCGCAGCCCCCCGGCAGGCCGGCCGUGCGGCAGGAGGACGUGGGCGCGCGCAGCGUGCUGCUGGGCUGGGAGCCGGGCGCCGACGGCCUCUCGCCCGUGCGCUACUACACGGUGCAGGCCCGCGAGCUGCCCGCCGGCCGCUGGACGCUGCACUCGGCCUCCGUCAGCCACAACGCCUCGGCCUUCCUCGUGGACAGGCUGAAGCCCUUCACGUCCUACAAGUUCCGGGUGAAGGCCACCAACGACAUUGGGGACAGUGAGUUCAGCGAGGAGUCGGAAUCGCUGACCACUCUGCAGGCGGCCCCCGACGAAGCGCCCACCAUCCUCUCGCUGACCCCACACACCACCACGUCGGUGCUGAUCCGGUGGCAGCCGCCGCCCCAGGACAAGAUCAACGGCAUCCUCCAGGGCUUCCGCAUCCGGUACCGCGAGCUGCGGCACGAGGGGCUGCGGGGCUUCACGCUGCUGCGGGGCGGCCACGGCCCGGGCUCCAAGUGGGCAGAGCUGACCUCCUCCUACUCCAUGCUGAACCUCAGCCGCCCGAGCCUCACGCAUUACGAGCUGGACAACCUGAACAAGCACCAGCGGUACGAGAUCCGCAUGAGCGUGUACAAUGCGGCGGGCGAGGGGCCCCCCAGCGCCCCCCACGAGGUCUUCGUGGGAGAGGCAGUGCCCACGGCCGCGCCCCGCAAUGUGGUGGUCCACGGAGCCACGGCCACCCAGCUGGACGUGACGUGGGAGCCGCCCCCGCUAGAGAGCCAGAACGGAGACAUCCAGGGGUACAAGAUCUACUUCUGGGAGGCCGAGCAGCGGAACCUGAGCGAGCGGCUCAAGACGCUCUUCCUGGCGGAGAACAGCGUGAAGCUCAAGAACCUGACAGGCUACACGGCCUACGCCGUCAGCGUGGCCGCCUUCAACGCCGCGGGGGACGGGCCCCGCAGCGCCCCCGCCCGCGGCCGCACCCAGCAAGCAGCACCCAGUGCGCCCGCCGCGGUCCGGUUCAGCGAGCUGACCACGACGUCGGUGAACGUGUCCUGGGACGCGCCUCGGUUUCCCAACGGGGUCCUGGAGGGCUACCGACUGGUGUACGAGCCCUGCACCCCCGUGGACGGCGUGAGCAAGAUCGUGACCGUGGACGUCAAGGGGGGCAGCCCGCUCUGGCUGAAGGUCAAGGACCUGGCCGAGGGCAUGACCUACAGGUUCCGCAUCCGCGCCAAGACCUUCGCCUACGGGCCAGAGAUCGAAGCCAACGUCACCACGGGCCCCGGAGAAGGUGCCCCCGGCCCGCCCGGCGUGCCCAUCCUCGUGCGCUACAGCUCGGCCAUCGCUAUCCACUGGUCCAGCGGCGACCCCGGCAAGGGGCCCGUCACCCGCUACGUCAUCGAGGCCAGGCCUUCAGACGAGGGUCUCUGGGACGUGCUCAUCAGGGACGUCCCCAAGGAGGUGACGUCCUACACCUUCAGCAUGGACAUCCUGAGGCCAGGCGUCAGCUACGACUUCCGCGUCAUCGCCGUCAACGACUAUGGCUUCGGGACCCCCAGCAGCCCCUCCCAGUCGGUGCCCGCCCAGAGAGCCAACCCCUUCUACGAGGAGUGGUGGUUCCUGGUGGUCCUCGCGCUGGUGGGCCUCAUCUUCAUCCUGCUCCUGGUCUUCGUGCUCGUCAUCCGCGGCCAGAGCAAGAAGUAUGCCAAGAAGACGGACUCGGGAAGCAGUGCCAAGCCGGGGGCCCUGGGCCACGGGGAGAUGCUGAGCCUGGACGAGAGCAGCUUCCCCGCCCUGGAGCUGCACAGCCGCCGGCUGUCCGUCAAGAACUCCUUCUGCCGCAAGAACGGGCUCUACACCAGGUCCCCCCCCAGGCCCAGCCCGGGCAGCCUCCACUACUCGGACGAGGACGUGACCAAGUACAACGACCUCAUCCCCGCCGAGAGCAGCAGCCUCACCGAGAAGCCCUCCGAGGUCUCCGACUCCCAGGGCAGCGACAGCGAGUACGAGCCGGAGCCGGGCCCCCAGAAGGCCCACUCGUUCGUCAACCACUACAUCAGCGACCCCACGUACUACGACUCGUGGCGGCGGCAGCAGAGAGGCAUCUCGCGGGCACAGUCCUCCAGCCACGGGGAGGGCGACCCCGCGGAGCAGGAGCACGGCGCCCUGGGCGGGGGGCGGCCCCCAGCAGGGCAGCCUCUUCCGGCCCAAGGCCAGUCGGACCCCCACGCCCCAGAACCCCCCGAACCCGCAGAGCCAGCAGGGCACCCUGUUCCGCCCGGCCAGCAGCCUGGCCCCCGGCUCCCGGGCGCCCAUCACCGGCUUCUCGUCGUUCGUCUGACGUCGGAAGAGGACGCCCACCUGCCCGCCCCGCGCCCCCCCACGCCCGGCCCCUCCUCCAGCCGCCGGCCGCGAGGAGUGGAGCAGAGAAACUGAGUCAGCGGCCCGGCUCGUCCUCGGGCCUCCCGGUGCUAAGGCGACGGCAGCCCUGGGCGUGGAGAUCAGGGGCUCGCCCAUGCUGCGGGGACGCGGGGUGGAGGCCGUGGGCAGGCAGGGGUCCUCGGGAGGGGACUGGGGGGCU
Sorex araneus (European shrew) is the source of this 6689-nucleotide messenger RNA. RefSeq names its product sidekick cell adhesion molecule 2 (gene SDK2). The coding region runs from base 20 to 6544 and encodes 2174 amino acids. Gene Ontology annotation, molecular function: protein binding. The transcript has 44 exons. The record is from RefSeq and is a predicted model, not a curated record. Lineage: Eukaryota; Metazoa; Chordata; Mammalia; Eulipotyphla; Soricidae.